AUGGACAUCCCACAGGGGGAAUCGGAACUGCCCGAGCAAAUGUGCAGUGGUGCUAUUUCCAAGCAGCCUGUUCUGCAGCUAGAACUGACGAAUGACCGGGGGAAGCCAGGUACCACAGCUCCCUGCAAGAGGAGGGCCAAGGAGGAAGCCCGGGGACCCAAGGAGACAGCUGGCCGGCCUGGCAGAGAGAAGCCAUAUGGGUGUGAGGAAUGCGGCGAAAUCUUCAGAUUAUGCUCUCAUCUGGACCAGCACCAGAGGGUCCACACCGGAGAGAAGCCCUUCAAGUGCAGUGAGUGUGGGGAGGCCUUCUGCCUGAGCUCAGAGCUGAUCCAGCAUCAGAGGCUCCACACUGGGGAGAAGCCCUACAGGUGUGAGGCAUGCGAGAAGGCCUUUGAGCAGAGCUCUGGCCUCAUGCACCACCAGCGGAUGCACUCAGGAGAGCGGUCCUACCCCUGCCGAGAGUGUGGGAAAGCCUCCAGCCAACAGUCCCAGCUUGUUAGGCACCAGCGGAUGCACACCGGGGAAAGACCCUACCCCUGCCAUGUCUGUGGGAAGACCUUCAGCCAGAGCUCCAUGCUGGCUCAGCACCAGCGCAUCCAUGCUGGGGAGGAGGGCCUGGGAUCCCGCACACCAGGAGGACUCUGCAUCAUCUCACCGCAGAGCCAUGCCACGGAGAAGCCAUUCAAGUGUGAUGCGUGUGGGAAGGCUUUCCGAUGGGUCUCGCGCCUCAGCCAGCACCAGCUGACCCACACGGGCGAAAAACCCUACAAGUGCAACAAGUGCACCAAAGCCUUUGGGUGUAGCUCCCGCCUGAUUCGCCACCAGAGAGCUCACACCGAAGAGAAGCCUUUUAAGUGUGAGGAGUGUGGCAAAGGUUUCGUCCAGGGCUCACACCUCAGUCAGCAUCAGAGGAUCCACACUGGGGAGAAGCCCUACAGAUGCAGCGAUUGCGGGAAAGCCUUCAGCCAGAGCUCCAGCCUCAUCUACCACCAGAGGGUCCACAAGGGUGAGAAGCCCUACGAGUGCAUGGAGUGCGGGAAGGCCUUCAGCAUGAGCACGCAGCUCACCGUCCACCAGAGGGUCCACACGGGCGAGCGGCCCUACAAGUGCAGCGAGUGCGGGAAGGCCUUCAGCCAUUACUCCACCUUCUUCCAGCACCAGAUCAUCCACACAGGUGUGAAGUCCUAUGUCUGCAGCGAGUGUGGCAAGGCCUUCAGCCGCAGCUCCUACCUUAUGAAGCACCUGAGGACCCACAUGCGAGCUCAGUGGUGGCACGAGUACGGAAGCACGCCUGAUGGCCCUGUGCACGCGAGCCGCAGGAGAGCAGACCCCGGCAAGAAGCUGCAUAAAUGUGACGAGUGUGAGAAAACAUUCCGAUGGCACUCUCGCCUGGUGAUUCACCAGAGGAUUCACUCUGGAGAAAAACCCUUUAAGUGUAGUGAUUGUGGCCGCGCUUUUAACCGCAGCUCCAGGCUCGCUCAACACCAGAAAACUCACCUCACGUGCCAUUUCUGGUUCAUGUGGGAGGCCCUUUGCGGGAAAACGUGCUGGGAUGUGUCCAGAUGUGCUGCUCGGGUCCCCAGGACCCUGCAUGAUAGACUGUGCUGGUCUCCCAAGCAGGGCAACAUCCACAGCAAAGUCAUGCCCAGUGGCGGUGGCAGCAGUGAACAGGAGCGAGUUCUAGCCGUUAAUCAGGUUCAUUCCCACGGGGGCAGUGCUAGGAAAGCUGCUGGGCAGUCGCCACCGACCACCCGGGUGGGAUGA
This is a messenger RNA of Suncus etruscus (white-toothed pygmy shrew), 1764 nucleotides long. RefSeq names its product zinc finger protein 7-like. The transcript has 8 exons. Bases 1 to 1764 code for a protein of 587 amino acids. Gene Ontology annotation, biological process: regulation of transcription by RNA polymerase II. Gene Ontology annotation, molecular function: DNA-binding transcription factor activity; RNA polymerase II cis-regulatory region sequence-specific DNA binding. Lineage: Eukaryota; Metazoa; Chordata; Mammalia; Eulipotyphla; Soricidae. The record is from RefSeq and is a predicted model, not a curated record.